AGAGAGAGAGGGAGAGAGAGUUGGAGAGAGAGAUGGCCUCAGCUACUGACCCCAAGCAGCAAGUUCGAGGAGGAGGUGGUGGUGGUGGUGGAGGAGGUGCUGGUGAACUAAUAGCUGUAGGCGAAGCUGGAGGUGGAGCUGGAGGGGUGGAGCAGCCCUUCGACUUGAUGUUCAAGCUGCUGAUCAUAGGCAACAGCGGGGUGGGGAAAACGUCUCUGCUCUUCCGCUAUGCGGAGGACUCUUUCACGGCCGCUUUCGUCUCCACAGUGGGCAUCGACUUUAAGGUGAAGACGCUGAGACGCGGCGGCAAGACCAUAAAACUCCAGAUCUGGGAUACCGCGGGUCAAGAGCGUUACCGCACCAUCACCACCGCCUACUACCGUGGCGCCAUGGGGUUCCUGCUGGUGUACGACAUCACUAGCCAGGAGUCCUUCACAGCCAUCACCGACUGGGCGACUCAGAUCACCGCCUACUCCUGGGACAGCGCCCGGGUGAUUGUUGUUGGCAACAAAUGCGACCUGGAGCCGGAGCGAGUGGUGGCGACCGACACGGGCAAGCGACUGGCGGAGCAACUCGGCUUCGGCUUCCGUGAGACGAGCUCCAAGGAGAACCUCGGCGUGGCCGAGACCUUCGACGCACUCGUGGACCUUGUCUGCGAGAGACUCCCCUCCGCCUCGUCGGACAAUGCUGGCCGGGGGGAUGCCCCGGUGAUCCUGGCGGGAGGGGCCCACGCUCAGCAGGCCUGCUCCUGCUGAUAUGACGCUCUCGGCCUUGCCCACACCACCGCAUCGACAGAACUGCCAUCGCAGCCUGCGUCGUGACUCACUGACUCACCAAGUCACUCGCACAGCCUUGCUCAGACCACCGGAUCAACAGAACUGCCAUCGCGUGCGGUGACUCGCUGACUUACCCACUUACACCCAAAGUCACUCGCACAGCCUUGCCCACAUCACUGCAUCGACAGAACUGCCAUCACGGCAUGCAUGUAGGGAAUCACUAAGUCAGCCACUCGCACAGCUUUGUUCGCACAUCCGAAUCGACAGAACUGUCAUGGUGUGUGGCCACUCAUUGGCUUAUCCACUCACCCACUCAGCUUUGUCCAGACCACCGGCCUAGACAGAAUUUCCAUCACAGCAUGUGUGUGGCAGCUCACUCACUAAGUCUCUAGCACAGCCUUGCCAACACCACCGCAUUGACAGAACUGCCACGCCAUGUAGUGACUUACAAACUCACACCCACUGACUCAUUAAGUCACUCAGUCUUGCCCAAACCGCCAGCACUACAGAACUACCGUCGCGUGUGGCGACUCGCUGACUUACCCACUCACUCACGUGCACAGCCUUGCCCAAACCACCGGCUUGACAUAAAUGCUAUCGCGUGUGUGGCGACUCAUUGACUCACACCCACUCACUCAGCCUUGCCCAGACUAUCGGAUUCAUAGAACUGCUAUCAUGGCGUGUGGUGACUCGCUGACUUCACCCACUCACUCAGUCAAUUGGACAGCCUUGCCAAGACCACCGGAUUGACAGAACUGUCAUCACGGAGUGGGUGUGAGUUUGUGAUUCUACACUUGCCAAAUCACUCACACGGCCUUGUGCAGAUCACCGGCUCCGAAGAACUUCAAUCGUGUGUGGUGACUUACAAACUGGCACUGAUUCGCUGACUCUUCCAUAACACCGAGUCACUCGCACACAUUUUUGUGUGUUAGUUGUCCUUCCCCCGCACCUCUGAUUAUAUUAUCACGAAGUUCAAUGUACAUACAAACUAAUAUACACUACACUAAUAUACACUUUACACAACACUACUACAUUGGAAACUAUUCUUUUUAGAACUACUUGUUGUGUUACAUUUUUUUGUCCUUCCCCCGCACCUCCGAUUAGCACGAUUGGCUACAUACGGUGCGAAAUAAGUUCAACAUACACACAUACUACUGUAGACUAUACACUACACUAUACACUACACAUACUAAACUUUACACUAUGGGCAGUCCUCGGGUUACGAACCCAAGUCGUUCCUGAGACCCGUUCGUAAGUCCAACGGUUCGUAAGUCGGAAUAAAAUAAUGCACUGUUUUUUAAAUGCCCAGACGGUCAGUGUUAUGAAAUGUGUUACGGUUCAACAAAAAUGGAAGCAUCGUUAAAAUCAUAAUUAGGAAGAUAUGUUAUACAUUUUCAGGCAACACCGUAAAAAAACAUUACUGUAUAGUAAGUAAAACAUAACAUUAAGUCACGUAAAUGCAUAUAUAUAUUUUAUUUUCACUUACCUUGAGUCCUGAUUCUAGCUUGUAGUCGGAAGGGGGACAAUGAGGCACCACAAUUGCGUACACACAGACAAUGGGCACACACACACAGACAAUAGGCACACACACACAGACAAUGGGCACACACACACAGACUAUAGGCACACACACAGACAAUGGACACACACACAGACAAUGGGCACACACACAGACAAUGGGCACACACACACAGACAAUGGGCACACACACAGACAAGGGGCACACACAGAGACACACAGACACCCCAACGACAACGAUCUCCCAUGUAGCCUUAACAGGCUGUCGGGACGAGUGCUGUUAGCGAGCAACGCCUAUGAAGGCCGGCACUGUGGCACACGAGGUCAGUGGUCAGCGCCACGCCCGGCUGCCUUUGUCUCCCCUGCGGCGAUGUUUACACACCGCACCCGCUAUUCCUUUGAGGCUGAGUCAACCGAGUGGAGGCCCAGGACUGGUUCAGAUAAUCUUCACAGGUAUUGAUCGUGAGUGAGAAUUGUCUGAUGCCACAGCAUCGAAGCCACUCUGCUGGCGCCGCCCCCCCUGCACCCUCGACAACUGCACCCUGGCCCCAAAACAUCCCCCCUCUACCCCACGAUUGAAUACACUCACUCACAAGUAGUGUCCUCAUUGGGGAUCACCGGGGUCUAUCAGUUGGGUUUUACUUCGAGGAUUCCGAGGAAUGUCCACCUGUGUCCUGGGUCCAGGAGUUUGGCUCUACCCAACAGGGUAGUUUACAUUGAAGCGUCCCUGAAUUGGCUUGACAGUGGUAUGGGCACACAAAAAAG
Messenger RNA from Lethenteron reissneri (Far Eastern brook lamprey), 3059 nucleotides. RefSeq names its product ras-related protein Rab-3D-like. Gene Ontology annotation, molecular function: GTP binding; GTPase activity. The record is from RefSeq and is a predicted model, not a curated record. Lineage: Eukaryota; Metazoa; Chordata; Hyperoartia; Petromyzontiformes; Petromyzontidae.